Grus americana (Whooping crane) is the source of this 1467-nucleotide messenger RNA. It is a transcript of the gene MINDY4B, whose product is annotated as MINDY family member 4B. Gene Ontology annotation, molecular function: K48-linked deubiquitinase activity; cysteine-type deubiquitinase activity. The coding region runs from base 1 to 1344 and encodes 447 amino acids. Lineage: Eukaryota; Metazoa; Chordata; Aves; Gruiformes; Gruidae. The transcript has 12 exons. The record is from RefSeq and is a predicted model, not a curated record. Gene Ontology annotation, biological process: protein K48-linked deubiquitination.
AUGGGUGACCGGGAGGCUGAGCACACCAUGCCGCAGACGGAGCUGGAGGAGAUCGCCAGCAAAAUUUCAGAUUUAAACAAAUGGAGAGAAAUUUUUAGCUUCCAUGGUUUGGGAAUCAGCAAUACGACUCAUCAGCGAGGCCAGGGCAGCGGUGGAGAUGGACCGCCCGGAGCAGGAGAGCCGCCUCACCCCCCCUCCGCCAUCCCCAGACCCCUCCUGGUCUCUCCGGACGCGGGCGGCCGGCCCAUCUCCUUGGAAAUGGCAAUGGGGCUGCGUAAGCUGCUCUUUGGGAACGUGUUCCACCUCUUCAGCUGCGAAUGGGCAAAAGCAUACUUCAGGUUUCGCGAGCCGCACUCUGACCUGGCCUAUGCUUUGGAGGCAGAAAAGGGGGGGACUAGAGCCAUUCUGAUGGCUGUACAAGCGCACAUCAUUAAAUACCUGCUCUUCGUAAGAAACACCGAAUAUACUCACCUGGAAAGGCUGCGCAGGAUAAGCCGUCGGGAGCAGGGGGAGGCGCUGGCGGCCGCCCUGGCAGACACCCUGUGGGCAGCAGGAGGAGGCGGGAGAGCCGUCGUCUGCCUCGCCGCCACAGCCGUCCACGUUACGCCACGCGGGGACUACAAAGCCGACAGCUUCACGGAAAGAAUCCAGCUGUUUGAGUUCUGUGAGAAAGCAGCAGCUCAGGAGUUCAUCUUUGACCAUAUAAACUCUUUCAGAGGCGAAGGAAGCCAUGGAGUUAUCCUAUUUUUGUACAGUUUACUUUUCUCUAGGACACUGGAAAGGGUCCAAGAAGAUUUAGACUGCACGGCAACUCCGCUGUUGGAGUUCAGUUUUGGAAACAUCACCUGUACACAGGCCGUGCUCAGCCUCCUCCUGACGGGCCGAGCGAGCCCCCACCAGCUCAGCGGCGGGCAGGACCCGGGGACCGGCGGCGGGGACGUCGAGGCACGGCAGCGGCGGGGCCCGGUGGGCUACCUGCGCUGGGGGAGGGCGCCGGCGGAGUGGCAGGUGUGCCGCGGGCUGCGGACGCCCCAGCUGCCCGUCUGGCUGUGCAGCGUCGCCGGCCGGCACUGCGUCCUCUUCGGCACCGACAGCCUGCUCCUCUCCGACUGGAGAACGGAGAGAGCGUUCCACCUGUACUUGUACAACGGGCAGCGGGAGCAGACAAGAACAGCCCGUCUAACGAUCGACACUCAUUCGCAUCACUGGGAAGAGGCCCCCUGUGAGGCCCCCUGUGAAGACCCACGCAGCCCAGGGAGCAGCCGUCCAUCCGUGGAGAUGGCGAUCAGGACCAAGUGGCCGGGCGCAACCGUCAGCUGGAACGGGACAGACCCCUUCUUCUGAGGGGUCCCGGCACUCCCCACUCCCCACCGACGCACCAAACACUGCGGUCUGCAGGAGAAAAAGCGUUUUCACCAAGAAAACAGCCUUUGGCACCUUGAGCGGGUGCCCUCUUCAGCAAGGCAU